AUGGCAGAUCAAGAACCACAAAAAGCAUCAGAUGUGGAUAUCGAGAUCAUCGACAACGAACAGGACUUCACCACUGCUUUCGCCGUAAUCUCAGCAUGCUUUGGCCACCAAACCAAUGAUGCUUUCUGGCAAGCCAUGAAUCCUGGUUGGGAUACGCCUGACGGUGCGGCUGCAGGAACGAAUCGUAUGGUCAAACGCUGGCUAUCCACCACCAAGAACAAUUCUGGAGAACCGAACACAGUGCAUCUCAAAGCCACCGUAUCGAACCCCAACAACCUAGGGAAGCGCAUUAUGGCUGGGGUAGCCAUCUGGGCGCAGUUCUCCAUGGUUGAGGGGAUAGGAGACAAGCAAUCGACUGAUGUCGAUACAGCACUUGAUCUCGAGGAACUAUAUCCAGGCAAUGAGACCGAGCAAAGGUUUCUUCGUCAAGGCUUUACAUCCUUCAUGAGUCACCGUGUGAGAACACUGGAGGAGAAAGCCACUACCUCAUCACCUGCAACCUUCAGUCUGGACAUGUGUGUCGUGCAUCCGGAUUUCCAAAGAAGGGGAAUUGCCAACAAGUUGGUGGAGUGGGGAUUGGAAGAAGCCAAAAGAAGAGGGGGAUUGGAGUCGACGACCGAAGGAUCUGCUAUGGGUAGAUCUGUGUACAAGAGGUUAGGGUUCAAGCCUGUNGGGGAGGUAGUGUAUGAUAUGGACCCAGAGUUCGAGGCCCGCGGUUUGCCUUCGAACAUGUUCAUGCGUACUGGCAUGAGCACUUGA
Molecule: messenger RNA, 759 nt
Organism: Aureobasidium vineae
Lineage: Eukaryota; Fungi; Ascomycota; Dothideomycetes; Dothideales; Saccotheciaceae
Source: the annotation of a GenBank genome assembly